AUGACAGAUGACAAAGAAGAAGAGCGCCAGACUCAAGAAUUCAGACAGGUUAACAAAAAAUAUGAAGAAUUGACAGUUGACAGCUGUCAGCCGCCAUUUUGUCACGUCAGAGAUCACUUGAUUUUGGAAACUGAUCCUGAAAAAGGCAAAGGAGAAUAUGCGUUCGACAAUCCCGGUUUUAAAGUUCAAAAUCUUUCAUUUACCACAUGCUAUCAUAUUUCAGAUGCUACUUUUCUGCCCAAUAACAAAACAGUGGAAACACCCCAAGAAAAGAACAAAUCAUCAAAAUGGAACCAAUGGUCUCCUCUCUCGGUGCUAAAUGUAAAAUCUGAAAAGGCGGAUAAGAAAAGAACUCUUGACGAUUCAGCGUUGGGGGAAAAGGAGGUAAAAGUGAUAUCGUUGCGAAGUGAAGACUUCACUGGCUUGGGAUUCAACAUUUGCGGAAAUAUGCGAGAAGGAAUCUACAUAAAGGAUGUGUUACAUCGAGGUCCCGCCUACGAUUCCGGUGACCGCAUAAAUAGUGUGACCAUCAACUUUGAACACAUGGUGUACGAAGACGCAUUGGCGAUCCUCAGUUACGCUAGUCCUUACGAAGUAGUCAUCGAAGCCAAAGGUGGUAAACUGAUCCACAAUGUACCCGGUCAAGGAGGCCAGCCUGGCCAUCCAAUGUACAAGAGUUCUUCCCAUUUGGAUUUAUAUAACGUUGAUAAAACACCAAAGAAGAAGAACGACAGUGGAUCCCUGGACUCGAACUAUUCCAGCUUGAAAAAAUCCAUUAGCAACAUGACGACGUUGGAAAGAAAGGAAUCAAGUUCGCCGAGAAUCAACGCAACCCCCAAGAAAAUCGUCAACAACUUAAACCCCGAACAUCUUAAAGUUCAACUGGAACAAAGAAUCGACAAUCACGUCAAAGGAAAAGACCAGGAGCCGUUGGAGAUGGAAACUCAGAAGACGGAAAACAAGUUUCCUAAAUUUGGGAUAAGAGUGUUGCCGUCUGAGCGGCAGACAAGUCCAAAGAGUUCUGAACAAAACGACAAUAAUAUUAACAUAGAGAAGCAUUUUGAAACUAAGCCGAUCAGUAUAGAUGAAGUGGAUGACUCCAAGCUACCCCCUCCUGUUAAAAAGCGCGAAAAGAAAGUAGAGAAAACUGAGAAUUUUGACAGAAAUAGCUUAAAUAGCUCUGGCAUUAAAAGGGACCCACAAGGGAUUCCGCUUGAAUUGCCGGAACAGAUGUUAAAUGCAGCUACAGCAGUAAUGAACAACAGGAAGUCGGUAAAUAGAGAAUUAGUGAGUGGAGACGACCAGAAAUUUGCCAAAAAGAAAGGAAAAGCGCCAUUGAUACCAGAAGACGUGAAAUCAACAAACUAUGACGAAAUACAACCAGCUAAAGAAGAAUCUGUUAAAGAUAUUUCGUUAGGGGACACAGUAGAAUUAACUUCUACUUCUAAUAAAGAUUCAAAGUGCUACCAUUCCGAUUCCGAUGGAGAAACGGAUAACAACUCCUCUGUGAAUACCAUCGAACUCAAUUCUAGUGACAUUACUAUUCAUCAAACCGAAGAAGAAGAGCGGCAAAAUAGAAAAACUGUUAGUACUGGGGACUUAACCAAAAUUAAAGAAAGCAAGUCCAACACUGGCACACUGGAACGAGCUCAGAGCCUCGACAUUUCAGACACUACAAUUCCUUCCAGGAAACGUAAAGUUGUCAGAAACGAUGAAGAUUAUCUGAAAUCAGACGAAGAUCUUUUCAGAAGCGAAGUACUAAACAAAGAACCUCGAUUGUCGUUGAUUCUGGAUGGUUUGAAUACUUUCCAAAGAAACAGGCUCAAAAAAUCGACAGAAUGGGGCAAUCUAGAAGAUGCGAUUUUAAAACUUAAUCAAGAAGACGAAAAGGAUGGCCAUAGCUCACUGGAAGCAGAUAACAGCGAGUACCAUGCAGUGGUUAACAAAAUAAACGAGAUCAAAAGGGAGUCGGAAGAUGUAUUGACUGACCCUAAUAGUCCUAAGAAGAUAAAAAAUGAAAUUUGGCCCGAUAUCAACAAAUCUGGUGAUUCAGUUGUUGAUAUUGACGAUAUGAUAGAAACAGUUAUAGAUGAUGGUCCAGUUGUAAAGAUAGAACAUAUUGAUGUACCCGAGGAGCCUGUUUUACUAAUAGUACAAAAGAACACGAAUAUUAACAACAAAAUUUACGAACCUUUUGACAUACAACAACUUGAUGUAGACCUAAGUCCUCCACCUGCUCCUUAUGUAGAGAUCGUCAUUCCAGAACGAAAUAAACGACAAAGAUUGCCCGAUAGUUCAGCGGUACCAGUACCGCCGGAUCCAGUACCGGAGAUACUGGACGAAUGGGAUAUAGCGUUCCCAGAAAACAUCACCAAUACCUCCCCGCCUCAUUCGUUGGAGACUGGGGAUGUUGUACCUCUACAGUACUCGCCGGUGCCUAAACCAGAGGAAGUGCUCUCCAAAAUUCCGCUGCUCAACUCCAUGGUGAAGAGCCAGAAGGAAGAAGCCAUGAAACAGUCAGUUUUGAGCGCAAACAUCACAGAUGAGACCAAGACUGUGGUUAGUCUAAGUGCUUUGCCUGUUGAGUCAAACAUUAAGGAGAUGACACAAAACUUUUUGUACACGGAGCAAUUAAAUAAUGAACCUGAGGAUAUUUACUCACCGAAAUCGUACGACAUUAACGUUUCUGACGAUAUUAAAGUCUCUAGGCAUUCGUAUGAAAGCCUUGAGAGACAGAACCCAAAAAGUGACGAUGCCAAAUCUAAGAAUUCGGUUAAACACGUCAGCAAUAUCAGUGUUACCAACUCAUCGAACGGAGACUCUGAAUUACACAGUUUGGAGUUUAGUAUAAACGAAUCUCAAGACAUGUAUACUACAGCUUUAGAGAAUAGAGAUUUUAACGAUAGUAAAGUAGUGUUAAACACCCCCGAUUUGAUCAAGAACGCUACCCUAACUGAAGCUAUUAACACUUUAAACAACGAAGUUACUUAUACGAAUCAAUUGGACGCUAGUGACGACAGCAAGAAAGGAAAUUCAUCACAUACAUACAUCACAGAAAUAAAAGUAACACCAAAUAAUUAUAAACAAACGAACGUAUCUGAAAUAGAGAUAAAAUCUGAGGAAUCACAACCACAAAUUCCUGCGUCUGCACCUCCACAAGACGACAGAAAUCUGGAUACGGAAUUCGAGAACUAUGUAAAAAGCUUCGAAGCCAAAUUAGAGCAUUUCGAAAACAACAUCCAUCAAUUUGAUAAGAGUUUAGAUGACUUUAUCAAAGAAGAGCCACAAGAGGUGAAAACUAACGAAAAAGUUGACGAAAAAGAGCUGCAUAAAAUCCAGAAAAUUGCAGAGCAGCAGCUGAAAAAGCUACCGGAGAUGAAGUUUACGACAUCUAGUUAUGAGAGUUCAAAAAUUCCCGAGAAGCGGCAUUCGCAGAUUGAGUUACUUAAGUCCAAUUUCGAGAAGUCUCCAGCUAAACCCCCAAAGCCUGAAUCGGCGACGAAGUCACGUAUUCCAAUAGCUACCGCCAAAACUCCUCCGACUUCGCCCGAAAGAAGGGACUCCAGAAAUCUGGAAAACGAGAACGACAAGGCUAUCUUGGAACUCAUGUCGUCCUCCAUGACCUCAACUCCUUAUACGACUAAAAUAAAGCCCCCGAACAAGAACAUCACAGUAACUUCGAUAAGAACAAGUUCCAAGAUACCAUCUGGUCUUCCAACUUUGGGAGGUACAAGAACUCCGAGGAAAAUUGAAAUUACCGAUGAAAAUGUGGUGCAAGUAUCGACCAAUGGGAACGGAAGUGUGGAAAGUAGCUUUAAACAGUGGGUUUUUAAUCCGUCCAAUGUAACAAACGUUACAGUUACUCAGAGUAAAGAAGAAAAGAAGUGACCUUCGCUAGAAAGUUAGUGUUAUUGGACUGAGUAGGCAAUAUGGAUUGGAAACAGUUGUAGGAAUUCUUAAUUCUAACUGGAAAACUAGUUGUAACUGUAACAGAAUAAAAAAUUUGGAAUAAGUUUCAAGGAGAAACUAAGCAGUACAAAGAAAAAAUUGUUUUGUAUAUUUUACAGGUCCAAAAAUGGAGAGAAAUUGCUAAUAUAGAAUCUAUAUUGGUACGAUUUUACUAAAAUACAAACUAAUAUAUCAAUAACUACUUUACUAACAAACAAACAAUCCAAAAUUAUUUAUGGGUUCGUAAAUUUUAUGUUUAGUUGUGAAUAAUUUUGGAAAUGGCGCAGAUAAUAGAAUAUAAACCAUGACGACAGUCAUAUUAUUCUCUGAGAAAAAUAGAUAAAUACCUACCGUAAAUGGUAAAGAAAUAUAGAAAAUAAUUGACCACUAAUACAAUUAAAUGUUUCAGAAACUUUUUC
Diabrotica balteata is the source of this 4367-nucleotide messenger RNA. Lineage: Eukaryota; Metazoa; Arthropoda; Insecta; Coleoptera; Chrysomelidae. The record is from the annotation of a GenBank genome assembly.